CUUUUGCUCUUGCAUGGUCUAUAAAACACAUCAUGCAGACCACCGCGUUGACAACUGGGCGCUCGGCUACCAUACUCCUGCUCGUCGCGGUAGCCGCCUUUCUGUGCCUCAUAAUCCCUCUCCGCUCCGGCACACUCGUCGCCAGAGCCGAGCCACAGAGCAGCGAGUCUUGGUCGCACCCGCUCAACGACAACCCAAAGUACUGGCUGGAUCCCAAGUUCUGGCUCCCAGAAUACUCGGAGGUGUGGGGCGCGGGGCCUUUCCCGUGGUCCGCCGCGGCCAAGUUGGACGACGGUGCAUCGGCGGCGGCGAAUGCGGCGACGGGCGCGGCAGACGCGGCAGCGAACGCGGCAGGGUCGGCGGCAGGGGCGGGCGGCGCCGCGGCGGGCGCAGUGGCGGCAGCAGCGGGCAAGGCGGCGGGGGCGAGUGAAAAGCGCUGGAUGCAUCGUGAGAUGAUACCGAUCGACCGUCUCCCGUCGCCCUCCCACUUGUGGGCGCAGCCUCGGGAUUGGUUCUAGAACUACAGCCGUCUGAGCGUCAGGCAGCCCUCGGCUCUCAUCUACACAUUCUUCUC
Molecule: messenger RNA, 574 nt
Organism: Emiliania huxleyi CCMP1516
Lineage: Eukaryota; Haptophyta; Isochrysidales; Noelaerhabdaceae
Exons: 2
Coding region: 33-518 (161 amino acids)
Source: RefSeq, a predicted model, not a curated record